Messenger RNA from Camellia sinensis, 988 nucleotides. Lineage: Eukaryota; Viridiplantae; Streptophyta; Magnoliopsida; Ericales; Theaceae. The record is from RefSeq and is a predicted model, not a curated record.
UAAUGUUUCCAGCAUUUCUUACCAAAUCACCCAUGUCAACGGAGAGGGGGAGAGAGAGAGAGGGAGAGUGGGACGGCUGAAGAAGAGGAGAGAAGGCAGAAAACGCAGAGAAAGAAGACCGAAGAGGAUCAGAGAAGACGAAGCCAGGUUCCUCCUCCAACUUGCAAUUGAAAAAUUAACAGUGAGAACCAACAUGUUGAAUCAUUACCUGCGCCAACUGUUAAUCAAAGUAUUGGAGCCUAUUCAUCCAUCGCUACUACAGAUGAAGAGAAUGCUUGGUCUGAAAAUGGGAUCUUCUGUUGAAGCUAUACAAGCUGCUAAGGUUUAUCGCCAGCUUCUGAAAGCUGUCAAGAAACAUGUUGAUAAAGAAGAGAAAAAGAGUCAUUUCAUCGAGUUCAUAUCGCAGGAGUUCCGAACGAGCCAUGAACAAUUGGACCUCUCAUCCAUCCAUCAAAAAAUAAAGCUUGCCCGUGAUUACACGUUCCUUCUAAAUAGUGUCCACCAUCACAAGGACUUGUUGUUUUCUUACAACAUUGCUGUGGAUAGAUCUGAUGAAAUGAAAAAAGUUCUAGGAAAAUCUGCUGCAAGUGUGGGUCUUCAACUUCCCGAAGUUUAUCAGUCUUGAUUGUUUUGCAGAGCAGUUGCAUCUCACGGAGUGGAAGAGGUCAGACAAAUACAUUUUAGGCUGUAUUUGGAUUUAGGAAAUAAUGCAUUUUUACCCUCCUAGUGAGCAUUCACUAUUUUGUCUAAAUGUUUGUUCAAACUAUGUAGAGUAUUUGAUGUGUUGCAACUGGUAAUUGUGAUGUAGUAUUCAUAGUAUUUGAUGUGUUGCAACUGGUAAUUGUGAUGUAGUAGUAUUCAUUUGACAAGUCUGUAUAGUUUUGUAGUUGACACUAGAAUUUUGGAGUAUUUGAUUGAUAGGUUCAUGAUUUGAUGAAUACACUGGUAUGUUUCCUAGAAGGGUUAAUUACACUUUUUAUGGCCUAUA